This is a messenger RNA of Plasmodium knowlesi strain H, 1680 nucleotides long. Its product is annotated as RNA lariat debranching enzyme, putative. The transcript has a single exon. Gene Ontology annotation, biological process: mRNA splicing, via spliceosome. Gene Ontology annotation, molecular function: RNA lariat debranching enzyme activity. The coding region runs from base 1 to 1680 and encodes 559 amino acids. The record is from RefSeq and is a predicted model, not a curated record. NCBI's taxonomy places the organism in Eukaryota, Apicomplexa, Aconoidasida, Haemosporida, Plasmodiidae. Gene Ontology annotation, cellular component: nucleus.
AUGAUUAUAGCCGUGGUGGGGUGUACGCACGGAGAGUUGAAUUUCAUUUACGCGACUAUAGAAAAGUUGGAGCAAGACAAUAACUUCAAGGUGGACCUGCUAAUCUGUUGCGGAGAUUUCGAAUGCGUACGAUACGGAGUGGACAAUGAUUGUUUGAAUGUUCCAAAUAAAUACAAGAAGGAGGAAAAUGAUUUCAGGGAUUAUUUCACAGGGAAAAAGAAAGCCAAAGUGUUAACCAUAUUUAUAGGAGGAAAUCAUGAAGCGGUAAAUGUAUUGAAGCAACUGUACUACGGAGGAUGGGUAGCACCAAAUAUAUAUUUCCUUGGAUAUUCAAAUAUACAUAAUAUAAAUGAUUUUCGAAUUUGCAGUCUUAGUGGUAUUUACAAAAAAUAUAAUUUUUACAAAAGGUACAAUGAACAUUAUCCAUAUGAUGAAAUCAGUAAGGUGAGUUCCUAUCACAUUAGAAAGUAUGAAAUUGAAAAAUUAAAACUCGUAAAGGACAAAGUAGAUAUUGUUAUAACACAUGAUUGGCCAAACAAUAUUGAGAAGCAUGGAGACAUGAAUGAGCUCCUUAGGAGAAAAUUCCAUUUUCAGUCAGACAUAUAUAAUAAUACACUUGGAAAUCCACAUACUGAAUUUUUACUAAAUAAAUUAAAACCCUAUUUUUGGUUUUCUUCUCAUUUACACGUAAAAUACUCUGCCAUUUUUUUACAUAGUGAUAAAAAGAACUAUACUCGAUUUCUUUCUCUGGACAAAGCGGAACCCAGAAAGCAUUUCAUUCAGAUUUUAAACAUUGAGAAAAGGAACAACAUUCCAUACCUGUCGUUUGAUCACUUGCCAAAGUCUUCUGCUAACGAGACAGAGGGGAAGAGCCAGUUUUUCAAUGACGACUAUGAGAAGCUCCUACAACAUGUGGAGGAUGUGCAGCGCAAGGAUGCCCAGGAGGGUGGGCAGGCAUCUACAGGGAAGGAGGCACCAAAGGGGGAAGAUGUGCCGACAGAGGAAGAAGCCCCUAAGGAGAACACCCCAGGGGAAAGCAACGCUCAAGAAAACACCGCUCAGGGAAACACCGCUCAGGGAAACACCGCUCAGGGAAACACCGAGCAGGAAAACACCGCGCAGGAAAAUACAACUGUGGAGGAAGACGCCACUGCAGAGCGCAAGCAGUUAUACAUAUGCUACGACGAGGAGUGGCUAGCCAUUUUGAAGGCCAACCAUCACCUCCUCGCGGAGGGUAGCGACAAGGAUUACAAUUUGGAGAAGCUUAAGUACCCCUCGAAGGAAGACUUUGAGUAUAUCCAGGACAAGCUGAAAAAUCUGGAAAAUAUAUCCAUCAAGGGCAAGGACUAUUAUUUGGUCCACGGGUACAAUAACCCCAGUUAUAAAAACCUGUGGGAGCAGAGGCAGGUCUUCCUGAACCGCUUUGAUUUCGAGGAGCUCCGAAUGUACGACGACUUUGAGCGUUUGUUUUUCGCUGAAGAAGUGCGCAAGAUGGACACCGGGUUGCCAUUGGACAAUCCCAAAUUGGCGGAAGAUCAGGAGAAUGGGCAAGAGGGCAAACCGGAAGAACCCGGGCAGAAUAACCAAACUGAUGAACACGGUGAACGCAGCCCCAACGGGGACAAUACCCCCCAUUCGGGGAACGAGUCCAACCAAAAUAAACUUAGCAUUGACAGCUGA